Messenger RNA from Daphnia carinata, 6007 nucleotides. RefSeq lists its product as uncharacterized. The coding region runs from base 113 to 5965 and encodes 1950 amino acids. The record is from RefSeq and is a predicted model, not a curated record. Gene Ontology annotation, cellular component: nucleolus. The transcript has 11 exons. NCBI's taxonomy places the organism in Eukaryota, Metazoa, Arthropoda, Branchiopoda, Diplostraca, Daphniidae. Gene Ontology annotation, biological process: maturation of LSU-rRNA from tricistronic rRNA transcript (SSU-rRNA, 5.8S rRNA, LSU-rRNA); maturation of 5.8S rRNA from tricistronic rRNA transcript (SSU-rRNA, 5.8S rRNA, LSU-rRNA).
GACGAUAUUUGGAAACAAAACUCAAAUUUUACAUCUCACGUCGUUUGCACGUGGUUGACAUUUGAAUAAGUUUUGUACAGUUUGUGCUAGAAAGAUUCGGUGUAGUUUCACCAUGCAGUCACCUGAGAAACGAAAAAACCCAUCAGAUGUUGAGGACGAAGAAAAUGAACCAGAAAUGGAAAGUGAAAAUCCGGAAACGUCUGAACAAAAUGUUACCAAAGCAGGUGUCAAGAAACGUAAACGGGAUUUAGCGUGGUCGUUUAUGGAGGGUUUGGCAGGCCCAGAACCAUUUGAAGCUCUCAAGAGUUUCAUUGCUUCAGCGGAAGCAUUCAAAGCCAAGGAACACGGAGCUGUUGAUAUUGUCAAGGAUUUCUUUCAGAAUGGUGGGACUGGCAGGGAGUUUCUGCCACUUUUGGACUUGCCCAAAUUUAAAACAAAUGAAGUCACAAUAGUUUUUAACAGUCUCGAAAUUCUCUUUCAAAGAAUGGCGAGUGACCUAACCGAAUAUCGUGAUUUGGGCGCAAAUAUAGCGAGCAGCAUUCUCAAAUCACACAUGGAUACAAUCUAUAGGACAAUGCUACCUUCUUCAACUGCCACACAAAUUAAAUCGGCGCUCAGGCUUCUUACCACAAUGGUUACCCUCGGUCACCUGACAGCCCGCGCAGUGAUCACUCGUGUAGACUUUGCUCACGAAAACCUUGUAGAAGCUAGUCAACGUAAAUCGCUACAUGACUUGCCAGACGUGCGCUCCACUUUUGUCAUGUUCAUCACUUCUUUCUUGUUGGAAGAAGAUUCAAUGCUAUUGCGUACGAUUAGCGAAAAUCCAGCUAUUCUCUGGCCUGUCUUUUUCCACCUCCGUACUGACACCAUCGGUGUAGUACAGCUUUUUCUGGAAGCUCUCCGCGACAAAGUUGUGAUGAACCCGAUGCUCAGCAAAACGCUUAAAUUUCACAUUUUCAAAUCAAGCCAUUUAGUACAGUUGAUGCGUCUUUUCCACUGGAUCGGACCACAAAAGCCAAAAAGAAUUGGUAAGGAAGACAGCGCUGAAGAGCCUCCUCUCGAUGAAGCUUUGGAGGAGGACAAAGUUACGGUAGCAGAACUUCUUCAAAGUCUCUUGCUUUCCCUCACGACUUCACACAAAUACGGAAUAGCUUUUCCUGAUUACAAUCUCGGUGUUGAUUCCACAACGAAGAACAGCCUGAUCCUUGAAAUGUUACAGAAUUUGUUCAACUUCUGGGGUGGAACUACGCCGCGUAUUGUCGAAAUCCAGUCGCAGCUUGUCGUCAAGACGAUAGAAAAAUGUCCAGAUUUGUUGGAUUGCUAUUUUCGAAGUUUGGCACCAGAAAUUGACCUUAUCCGAAUGUCAGUUCCAUGGCUGAAGCUGUGCAGCGUCGUGAAGCAAAUCAUUCAAGCCCAGAAUUUGACAAUGGUAUUCAAUCCAAAAGAAAAACACACUGUAGCUCAACAGAUGCUACGUGCAGCCACCUUGGUUGGUCCACUUUCCCUUCCGCGAAAUUUUUUCACGAAAGGUUUGCUCAUAGAGCAUUCCGGCAUCAGAAUGAACGUCGGCGAGAUUCUUCAGGUCAUAUUUACCAAAGUCAACGAAUUCCAUGAUAUUUUAAUGAAGAACCCAAAAGCAAAUAUGUAUUCGGAAACUGAAAAGAAGGAAAUCUUUUUAGCCUUUAAGAAGAAAAUCUCGUGGCAAGUACCGCAGACGUCAAAAUUGAUUAUAAUCUGCCGUGAAAUGCCCACCUUCAAAAAUCAAGUGUGGUACGGAAAAUGUUGGCUAGUUAUUUUAGAUCUAUUGGUAAACUAUGCAAAAUUCGGAUGGAUACCAGUAGAGGAACAAAUCAAUUUGCCGGCAACGGAAAUGGCCGAAGCUGUAAUGGAAUGUGAUAACGAUUUUUCUAUCAAUGAAGAUCUUUUGCAAAACCUGAAAUUGGCUAUAUUUACCCUUAUCUCUUCGUUAUCACAUCUUCCAAAAAUGAAUGAAGAGCAACAAAAGCUUUUGGUUUCCCAACUAUCAUCGUGCCUGAAAAAAAACAUCAGGCCCGAAUUACGAUUGUGUGUUGGCUCACUGCUGCUCAAACUAGCCAAUCAGCCAGAGGUGCCACAUGUACACCUGUCCUCAACCGAGUUAAAUAUCUGGACAUCUAUGCUAGAAAGGCAUCCUGAAACCACUGAAUUUUUCGCUAAAGUCUUUUCAUCUUUCUUGACGUCAUCCGAAUCGUAUACCGAAGAGUAUGAAUCCAUUUUCGGUCCUCUGAAGACUGAAAAACAAGAACAGCCAUGCAGCCAACUUCUCCUGGUGGCUUCGAAAUGCAUUAAGCAAAUAGACGGUGAUCAGGAACCCAUCGCCUCUUAUAUCACGGCAGUAAUGUGCAAUCUAGUACUUAGCCAAAAUGGUGAUCCGAAAGCCUUCGCAAACGUACUGUCAAAAGCCGUACCCAAGAGCCUAUCUUCGAGACCAGCACUAAACAGUUUUCUAAAAUCGUGGACUAAGAAGAAGCCACCGGCUGACAUAUCGACAGUUGAGCUGGAUCCCACGUCCGUAAUGCUCUACAACUGCUGCUUUCCGAAUGAAUUGGAUUGGACUACAUUAAAGAUGGAAUGGGAAAGCGAAAUUGCUGCCAAGAGAAAUCGAUUAGACAUUGUCGAAGUAGCUUUCUAUCAAUGUCUUACCUGCCUCUCGUUAUCUACUGCGCGGAAGGCGGCUCAGUUGAACAUUUUAAGCCUCUUACGCAUCCUUGUCGACGGUGAAGUCGAUGAAUCGGGCUAUCCACUUCACGUCAAGUUGCUCGAAGAUUCUCGCACUUUACAGUGGUUCGACCUGAUGAACACACGUGAUUCGUACAUUGUGGAUUUCAAUUCGCUCGUCCAAGACUCGUUGAAGCUUGUCCAAGAUCAUCGUUUAGAUCAGCUCUACCAGCGUAAAUUGAACGAUUCGAUCGCCUCUGUUAUCCAAGGCGAAGGUUCCCUUGAAGAAAUCGACGAAGACAAGCUACUGCACUCAUUAUCUGAAUUAAAGAUUAACGAAAUUGAGCCACAAAUUCAAUCGCUUGUUCAUCGGUUAACGUCCACAGCCGACGACGUUUGCCUGCGUUAUCUGAAUGUUUUUCUUCAGUUAGCUGGUAGACUGCGACUAGAAGGUGUAAUGCAACGGAUCUCGUGGUCAGUUUUUUCACAAGCCCUUCAGCUUUUUGUUUCCUUCGAGGCCACUCCAAUUUUGAAGAAAGGCAUCUACGAUGUUGCCAGCGUCUGCCCAGAAUUUCUCGAUGCAAUCGACGACUUCACGUCUGUUUUAAACGCUUGCCUCAAAUCCAAGUGGGAUUACACAUCCUUCUGCCUUCUUUUGGUUACUUCAUCGAGCCAAUUGUGCACUGCAUUCGGUCAGUGGUGUCUGGGACACAAAAAACGUUUAAAAGAUGUCAACUGGAGGUUGCAAAUCGUUCCAGCUUAUCUCGCGCAUGCUGCAGCCGACGACAAAGUUUUGGACAUGAUCCAUCGAUAUAUUUCUCCAGUACUGAAACAGCUGUUGGUCAAUCGCUCCGAUUUCCUUAAAGUAUGUGAAGAAAUUCCAAAAUUAACGGAAUUUCUCAGCUUCAUAAUACCGAAACGUUGGAAUGUGGAGGACUGCCAUGAAUUGGCCACACAACUGUUGGCAAACACCAAAAAAGGUUUCAGUUGUUCGCAGUUUGUUGAAGCCGGUAGGCAUGGCACCCAUUAUGAUCUUCAUGCCAAACUAUGUCUCCAUGCAACUGUUCGGCAGUUCAAAUCGGAGAACCCAGAACCAAGUGAAGUGCAGCGGCUCACCCAAGAAUUCGAUUGGCUAUCCAAACAGACACAAGCUGAUCUCCCUACCUUGGCCAAAUGCAUUGUUGAAGAUGAUGUUUGGGAUAAAUUCCUCAAGUAUACGCUGCGUAUCGGUCUUCGUGCUCUCACUAUUAGUGAAUCACCUCUACCACCUUUGGCCCUGGGACUCAUGACUAACGUUUGGCAUUUACUUUUGGCCGGCCAAGGAGAAGAAGUGGCGACAGCAUCACAAAAGGUCCAUGAGAUGGUUAUCAGCCAUUCGGAAUUUAUGACUGUUAUAAUGGACGAAAGGGAGACGUAUACUGAGCAAAAGAAAGCAGUUUUGCAACUCUUGACCGUAUUGAUACAAGUGAAUCCAAAAAUUUGUCAAGGCAGUCAAAUUCCUUUGCUGUUGUCCUCUUAUUACGCAACCAGAUCGACUUCCGAUCAACUUAUUUUAGGAUUGUUGCGGACCUACGAGAAAAAUGGCGUUGUACUGUCGCCUUUCAAGCCUUAUUUAUGGGGACCAGCGGCCGCUGCUCAUUAUUCAAUUCAAAGGGGUGUAGCAACUCGGGUUGCUAAAUUGCCAGAAGCUACUGAAGUGCUAGCUUUAUUGAAUAGCAAAAAGCUACUUCACACCGCCUAUAAUUUCCCCAUCGAACUCAGGCUCAAUGGCAUGGAAAUUACUCGAGAAAGUGAAGACUACGAUCCGCGUUUCACUCUUUUGUCAUUAGUUCACAUUCUCUCAUCACAGUAUGACGUCCAGUGUAGCAGGUUCUCGCAAUCUGGAGCCAUAUCAUUACUUUUCGCUACUCUCAGCAGCCCAUGCAGUGAUAUGAGAUCGAUCGGUUGGCUCGGUCUGAGCCGCCUUUAUGACCAGCUUCAAAGUGCGACCGCUUGGCCGGAACGUUGCUUGUGGAUUCACCUUAUCAAUUGCGUCCGUUAUGGGUCUGCCGAGUACUUCAGAGAGCGAUUCAAUGGUGCUCGCCAGUUGCCUCCAAAACUUCCCAAUAUUAUUGCCCUGUUUCUUGCUAAAGCUGCGGCCAUCAUUCGCGAUCCAUCUCACCCCAUGUACCGUGCAAUCAACAACUUUCUGCUGGUAAAAUCUGCCAUGGAUGUAACGCAGGUUCCCGAAUUUUUCGUCAUGCUUCACAAUACUGAACUUCCCGAACAGAGAGCGAUUCAAAGAAGCUUCCUUUUCAAUCUUCUACGCGACGGCAUCAAGAGUCGACAAGACUAUUUAGUUUGCGCCAGAAGAAGAGUUUUCCGAAUCCUUCUGUCUCUGGAGCCGUCGAAGCUGUUGACCGACAAAUCCGAAAAGCGGCUCAUAUUGGAAAUCGUUCAAUCGUCGCUUCAAAACUCGAUCAUUGCUUACGACUUGAUCCAGCACCGUGGCUUAAUCAUGUGGCUGGACAGCCUGUUGCUAGCCGAUACCCUUGUGGACGAACCUGUUCAGAUGGUAUCGGUGGUUACGACAAUGUGGGACACUCUCUACAGCCACAUGCAGAAGAAAAGGACAUUGAAAGAGAAGGAUGACAAGGAAGCGAUGACAAAACUUGAAGAGGAAGUAGCGAUGAUGGAAGCAGAAGACGAAGGUGACAGUAAAACAAAUUCCACCUCGGGCAAACCAACUGGCGAUAACAAGACGCAGCCGACCAAAACCAAUAGCAGAAAACCGAUUUGGGAUCAACUUCCAAUGCAACACCACGUGAUACCCCCCUGGAUCAUGUGUGAACUGAUGCAGCUUUUGGUCAGUUUGUGGCAUGUAAUCUAUAAAGCUGAACCAAACCUCGACACUUUCAACAAAUAUGUUCGAGUUCUCUGCGCUGCCGCUUCGCAUAUUCACGAAUCCAGAAAACUGAUUCACGCAGCCCAGGACAAGGAUAUGAAGGCCGUCCGGUUUGUUACACCUCCUGGUAUGUUGACCGUCAAACUGAUGCGCCAGCUUGUUGAAGUAUCGUCCCGUUUCGUAAGCAAACUUCCCGAUCUUAAGGAUCAUUUGGCAAUUGUUGAAAGUUCAAAAGCACAAUCAUCAGUCGAUCCUAUAGAAUUAACGCGUAGUUGGGAAAGAAGACACAGCUACAUGCGAGAACUUAUGAACCAUGAAGAACCAAAUACUUUAACCAGAUAUGAUGUUCAUAUGUUACUUUCCUUAGCUGAAUGUGGAAUUUGAUUUUUAAAAUGACUUUUUUUUUGCAUACAACGAGAAACCCGU